Messenger RNA from Xyrichtys novacula (pearly razorfish), 20905 nucleotides. NCBI's taxonomy places the organism in Eukaryota, Metazoa, Chordata, Actinopteri, Labriformes, Labridae. The record is from the annotation of a GenBank genome assembly.
AUGAGUAACACGCCGAUUUUUAAAGCCUUUUGUUGGUAUGGCUAGGAUAUAUGAAUUUUUUCACUCCUUUGAAAAGUUUCCCCAAAAUCUGUUAUUUAUCAGUAGCCUAACCAUCAUAAAUUAUCAACAUUUUUGUUUUGGAAAGCUCGAGUCUCGGAACCAAGUCUCUGCCGCGUUGUUUGCAGCCGACUUGUUUUUGUGAACGCACCAGUGUCGGGCGACAACAGCUUAAACGGGAAGGAAAAUCAGGUAUUAGAGCAACAAAGCGUCUAGAAAUAUGUGUCAUUCGUUUGUUUAAGGUAUAAUUGUUUUAAAAGUCUUGACAUCAACGUGAAAAUGCCUGACAUGAUUUAAACGUCUUCAGGAGCAGCUAGCUAGUUGAGGUUAGCCACCGUGUUUCCUAAAUGAAGCUAACUGAAGCUAGCCCACAGAUUGAUGCAGAAAUAUUCGGUUUUAAUGAUGAAUAACAACGACUUUUGCUUCAUUUUGUCUUUUUAAUCAAUACAACAGACUUUCAAUGAGUGUUUCGUUGCAGUGGCAUCUUUAGCUUUCCAGUUGAAUAGUCGAAAUUUAUGAAAAACAUUCAAACCUUCUCCUCCCUGUCUGUGGGCUGUCAGCUGUCCGUGUCUCGGCUCAGGUCAUGGAGUUUGCAGAGUUGAUCAAGACUCCCAGGGUGGACGGGGUAGUCUUACACCGGCCUUUUCUGCCCACUGUGGAAGGGACUCUGUGUCUGACUGGCCAUCACUUGAUCCUGUCAUCCAGACAGGACAACACAGAGGAGCUGUGGCUGCUUCACUCCAACAUUGACUCUAUAGAGAAGAGGUAACACAAGUCUGACUGGGUGUUUUAACAAAAUUUACAACCCUUUACAUCAUGUUCAGGUUCAUGAGGUACACUUGGUCUGCAUGGCGUUCCACAAAUAGGGCUAGGCGAUAUGGGAAAAAGUAUAUCAUGUUUUUCUUUUGUUUUGUUUUUUCAUAUAUUUUUUUUCAUAUCAGUCGAUAUCGAUAUAUAUAUAUAUAUAUAUAUAUCAUGAUAUAAAUGAUAUAAUUUAAUAGUGCUUUUUGGCAGCAUGUCGUUUGCAAUACAAUAAGCUACUGCUUCUGUGAGGUCUGUGUGUCUCUGACAUUUUGUCAUAAGGCGUUGCGCUAGAGAAAGCGGACUGAAUGGUCAGCUGUUUUUGCUGCACAGGCACCAUGGGCUCCUUGCUCCACUUGGGGUUUGUAACCUUUGCAUUAUGCGUGCUCCGCCACGUGGCACUGUUUCAGGUGAUGAAAGAGAUUUGAGGUGUUUCCCGACUUUGCUAGAACAUGUAUUCAACAUCUAGUUUGCAGUGCACAUUACUCUGCUUCAUGUCCGACCUCAAAAAACCAAAAUACCUCCACACCACCAACGUUUUCGUGCCACUGUUGUCGACAAUGUCUUCAUCUGCAUUUCUGCCGGGGUUUGCACUCAUUUUCUUUUUUUACUGACAGUGCUGUCAGCUUCACGUGUUAAAUUGCUAUGGUUGUGUGUAGCUGCUGCCUGCUACUACGCAGUUUUCAUGAAGAUUUUAAAAACAGGCAACUGGACUGUGUAGAGUUGAGAAGACGUUUCGCCUCUUAUCCAAGAAGCUUCUUCAGUUCUAAUUAUUGCUAGUGUGUGGAGCAGAUAUUUAUCUUACUGGAGAAGGGGACGAACAACGACUGGAAGGAGUUGGAAAGAAUGGGUCGUAGAAACCCAUCUCCGGGUGUCCCCCCCCUGUCAUGUGUCCACAUGAUUCAUGCCAUCUGGGUCAUGUGGUCCCAGGUGUGAAUGUUUAUGGAGCUUCCUGGGGAGAGAGUUGAGAACUGCAUUGUAAGUGCUGGAGAGAUUGUGCCUGAGUCCACCCCCUCUGUUCAGAGAAGGUUUCUUCAGUCUGGUAAAGAUGGCUUCUUCAACUCCUCUCUCAAACCAUUUAUCUUCUCGAGCCAACACCUGUACAUUGCUGUCCUCGAAAGAGUGACCCGUGUCCUUAAAGUGAAGGUGGACAGCUGAGUCCUGACCUGAGGAAGUGGCUCUCCUGUGUUGAGCCAUGCGCUUGUGAAGCGGUUGUUUAGUUUCCCCAAUGUACAGGUCUGAGCAUUCCUCGCUGCACUGGACAGCAUACACCACAUUACUCUGUUUAUGUCUCGGUGUUUUGUCCUUGGGAUGGACUAGCUUCUGCCUUAGUGUGUUACCAGGCUUGAAAUGAACAGGAAUAUGGUGUUUGCCAAAGAUCCUCUUGAGUUUUUGCGACAGGCCUGCAGUGUAAGGGAUUACAGUGCUCUUGCGUCUCUUCUCCCUUUCGUGUUUUCACAGGUUAUUUCACUUUUUGUUCUUCACAAAGGCCCACUUAGGGUAUCCACAGGUUGUCAGGGCAUUUUUAAUUUGCUUCUGUUCUUUUUCCUUACCUUUUUUCUUCGUGGGAAUGUUCUCAGCCCGGUGGUUGAGGGGGUCAUUGAUCUGCCAUAUUAUCAUUAGGAGAAAAGGAUGACUACAACAGAAUUUGUGUUGGACAGUAAGUUGAAUGUUGCUAUGGAGACUAAUCUUAUGAGAGCAGUCUGUUAAAAACUGAAUGAAGAGGACAACAAGUCUGUCAUAAUCAGCUCUUCAUUAUUUGGCAGAUAUUUUUGAUUCAUGAAGGUAAUCUAUUGUUUCACUGCACUUCAUAGCACUGCUGCUAACACCAGUGUUUUCCAGUGUUUCUGAAGCAGCCUGUAAAGACAGUGAUCCCUCUCAGCGGUGAAGUACAAGCCUUGUUCUUGUCUAUAAUUUUGCUGAUACCUAUUAAACACAGUCAAAGUUUAGUUUUUGUUGAACACCCCCUGCCUCCCCACACUGACACAUACAGAGUGCACAGGGUCGGGACACAGAUGGGCGGGCAUCUUCCUGAGGCAGAGGUGAGCGCUUCUACAUUGAAAAGGAGCAGUGGUCACACUUUGUUCUAAUUGUUUUACUGAGUUCAGCUUUAGUAGCACGCUGCCAUUCGGAAACUACACGGCUGUUUGGCUGACAGCUGGUUCUUACAAAAAACUCUUGGCUUGAAAAGGAAGGCAGAGCCAGGUUGAGAUGCCUGUUUGAGCUGGAGCGGCUCACCCCUUUUGCAUCCAGCUAAUCUAUUAGCCUCAAGAAAAUGCCAGUGAAGAACUUGCAGGUUAUGUCAAUGACAUGACUCCAUGUUCACACACACACACAAGGCGUUGUGAAUUUCUCAAUGAAAUAAGCUGUUUCUGUGUUUGUCAUCUGGGUUGUGCCAGCUAAGCUCACCUGCUGUUAUUGUAGCACUCCUGAUGGUGGCAUCAUGAGCUCAUUUAUAAGAUGAAUCUGUUCUGUUAGCGAUCACUUUCUCCACAGUUAUGAUCCACCCCCACUUGUUUAGGUAUAACUGUGUAGAUAUUAAUGUCAUAGGUUUUUUUAAAUCAUUAUUAUUUUUAUUAUUAUUAUUAUUAUUAUUAUUAUUAUUAUUAUUAUUUGCACAGAGCCCUGCGAUGAACUGGCGACUUGUCCAGGGUGUCCCCUGCCUUCGCCCGAAGGUGCUGGGAUAGGCUCCAGCCCCCCGCGACCCCUAACAGGAAUAAGUCGUGGAAAAUGGAUGGAUGGAUAGAUUAUUUGCACAGCAUUAUAAUGAUAGUGGAGACCGUCAUACCGGUGCACUAUUUAGUGAACUACAAUCAUUAAUGCACUGAUAUUGAUAAACUCUAGGUGAGCUUAUUUGCACACCAUCAUUAUAAUGAGAUCCAAACAGACUGUGAAGGAGUUCAGUGUCUUAUUAAUGUAGUCUGCUCUUCUGCUGUCAUGCUUUGGUAAUUACGGUUCAAAUUAAUUGGCUGAGAAACUAAAGGGCAAUGUUAAUUAUUUAUGUCCAAUGCUGUUUGGUAGAUGCUGCCCAUCCUUACUCUAGAGCAGGGGUCAGCAACCCGCGGCUCCUGAGCCACAUGUGGCUCUUUUAUCCCUCUGCUGAGGCUCCCUGUGGAUUUGGAAAAUAAAUGAUAAAUUUUUGAUUUAAAAUUUAUUGUAUUUUAGUUAGUUUUAUGUAAUUCUAAUUUCUAAGAUUAUGCUGCCCUUGUAAUAUUAAAUAAACAGUGUUUAAUUUUUUUGACGCUCAAAACAUGCCUCAUAACUGUCAACUUGCAAAAAACAAAAAACCUGUGUGAAGAUGAAGGUGACAUUGCACAGCCCUGAUCUGAAGAUGCUGUGUGCUAAAGUUCAGGAGCUAAAGUCACAUGAAGCAAGUAAAUUUAAUAUUUUAAUCAGCUUUUAUUCUGCAAAUAUAUAGGCUAUCUUACAUCGUUCAGUGAAGUAGUGUUUUUAUUCAGGUUGACAGCUGACUGCACACUCCAGUAUGUGAUUAAAUGAUGAUGGCACACAGAAGCAGACAGCAUUUUUGGUUUGCUGCAGGUGACAAGUUCAUAUUUUGACGUCAGGUAUGCAAAGAGGACUCAAUUAGAAACUGAAUAUUUUAUUUGAAAGCAACCUUCAACCCAACGUCUUUUUUUGUUAAAGCCCCACUUUGAUUUUUUUCUUCUUUUUUUUUCUUCUGUAAGUGGUAUCAAGUUAUGAAGUUUUAGCCAAAAUCACAAAAUCGCUUUUCUUUUGUAGAGCUCCAGUAGUUCAUUGAUAAUUCGCCUCUGAGUCAUGGGCAGAGACAGUGCUGCUCUGCACACUCCUCUUUGCGCUAUCUUGCAGGCUAACAAUGCUGGUGGAGUAGAAGUAGCAGGUAACAUAGGGGCUAUUCAGUUCUUAGACACUAAUGUCUUUAGGGGCAUGAUGAAAGUUAAUAUCAUAACCAGCUUUCGUACGAACAUUGCAAUCCACUUACGCACACGUUUGUUCCACAAUCGUCCUCUCUAUUUCUCAGAGUCUGGCCUGCAGAGCGGGGCUCCGGGGGCGGAGCUUGCAGUUGUGACAUAGGAAAUCUCACUGGGUCUGAGCCUGCCAUUUGGGUCUUCCAGACAUUCAUAGCGAUUUGAAUGCAGAAAUACUCAGAAAUGCAAUUUCGUACUUAUUUUUCUCAUAAUAUGUCCUGUAGCAUCAAAAAAAUGCCAUAUGAACAUGUAGACAACAAGAAAAACAUGAUUUUCAUCAGAGUGGGUCUUUAAGGUUAGUUCAAGCUGUUCAAAGUAUCUUUGUUUGCCUGCAGAAAUAAAAUUUUGUUUUCUCUGCAGCACGAUAUAUGCAGUGUUAUCUUUAUUUUAGAUGUCAAAGGGGUUUUGUGGCUCCCUGUGUUUUCUUCUCAGUGGAAACGGCUCCAAAUGGCUCUUUGAGUGUUUAAGGUUGCCGACCCCUGUUCUAGAACUUGUUUUCUAAAGAGUUAAGACAGAAAUGUAUCAAUGUAAAUAUAUCAGAUGAAAUGCAGAGUGAUAGCAGAGUUAUGUUGGUUUACAGUUCUCAGUUUAAUGUGUCUUCUGUGACACUACAAUCACUUCACUGCUGUCCUCUUCGAUUUCUCUCACACUUUUACACCAGAGAGGAGGAUGUGAAACUCUUUGGGAGGAAGUUGGAAUCCGGCUGUGUGCUGGCACAGCAGCAUUUCCCGCAGGUUGUGAAGUGAAAUUUUUGUGGCUGAGAAGGAUGUGGAGCUGUAAACAACUCAGAGGAAGCAAUUGUUUCACAUGGGAUAAUGCCACGUUUGCAUAGGAGCACAUCCACCUGUUGAUGAAGCUGUGAAGUCAAAUUUAAAUUUACAUAUUAUUCACUGUGAAAAUCUCAGACUUUCAGGCUUGCAAGCGCUGAGCUUAGUGUCAUGACUCUCACUGUGCCUGCCGCUGUUUUCUUUGACAUCAUCUUUUAACGUCUCCGUCAGGUUUGUCGGCUCUCUCGGGACCAUCAUAGUCAAAUGCAAAGACCUGAGGGUGAUUCAGCUCGACAUCCCUGGCAUGGAGGAAUGCCUCAACAUUGCCAGCUCUAUUGAGGUAAAAAAAAAAAAAAAAAAGAGGUUGAAAUGUCCUAUUUUCCAUUUAAAAAUAAACCCUGCAUUUGUUUUCUGUCUGCAUUAUUCUGUCUUUAUUCCUCUCAAGGCCUUAUCCACGCUCGAUUCAGUCUCCCUCAUGUAUCCUUUCUUCUACCGGCCCAUGUUUGAAGUCAUCGAGGACGGGUGGAACUCAUUUCUUCCAGAGGAUGUCUUUAAAGAUUUGGAGUCUAUGGUACACAGUUAAUGACAAGAAUGUAAACUUGUCUGAGCUCUCAGCUUUGCACCCAGAAUAUUCUUUUUUUCCCCUCUUAUUUCAGACGGAUGAAUGGAGACUCAGCGAGGUCAACAAGGACUUCAGUGUGUGUCAGUCAUACCCCCCUUUAGUGGCUGUGCCCAAAAAUGUUGACGAUGAGACACUGAAGAAAGUGGCCACCUUUCGACAUGGUGGGCGUUUUCCUGUGCUGAGCUACUACCACAAGAAGAAUGGCAUGGUGAGCCCCUGGAAGAUGGCGAUUACCUAGAAUUCCUUACAUAGAGUCAAAAUGUGUCCUAACCAUAGACUAUAUAUAGAAUGGACGCCGUCUGCCUCCUCGCUGGGUGAAGCCACUGUGAGAACAGCACCCUCUGGUGAUGGGCUGCAGUACAGGCCAUAAAUCCUGCCUCCUCCAGCAAUCCCUAUGGAGAUGUGGACAAACUUUAGAAAUUAAUUACACAGAAUAUACAUUUUUCUCCCCCCUGGUUGUGAUGUUGACAUGAAGUUACUGUAAGACUGUUUUGUGCUCAGGUCCCCUUUUUUUCUGUACAGCUCCUUCUUUAAAAGUUAUCAGGGGGUUCAUGUUUUCUAUGAUUGACACUUGAAACAGCCUAUGGGCGUACAAAGAUUGUGUAGCUCACUUGGGGUAUACGCUGUUUGAGCUGAGUGUCAUCACAGCGACUAUACUGGCGGAAGGCGGAACCAAGUUGUCCAUAGUAUAUACAGUCUGCAGUCCUAACCACAGAUUAAAUUGGGCUGGAGCCCUCCAGAGCUCAGCUCCGCCUCCUCACCUUGUCAGUACAGCCAGCAGGAGCUGAGCUCCCUCUGCUUCAGUGUUUCAAAGUAAUCAUGGGUGUAGCCACCAAAAGUCAUUAGUUUGGAUCCCCAUUAAUACAUCAGCCUGUUUACUCAGCGCUGUUUCAGAGCGCUGUUUCAGAGCGUCAUUACUGAAUCUGUUCCGCUCGUUUAUUGAGAUAAAACCCAAACCAAUAAAACUCCAGCCCAUGUUUUCACUGCUACCGGCAUCUUCUUGCAUACCACGCAAGUGCACGCCUGCGCGCGGACACACACACACACACACACACACACACACAGUGUUGCUGACGCACAGGAGGUGGGUGAUGUAACUAUCACAGCAAAAUGUUAACUUUGUGAACUUACUGAAACUAAAUGUGUGUAUUUUUCACCUUUAUGUUUCUGUGAUAAAGUCUCUACAGAGCUAAUGCUACUUUAGAAAAAUGUGAAAAGGUAAGGAGGAAGAGUAGCUCUCAUCUGAUUAACCACCCCUCUAAUUAGCUAACCAUAGAUGAUGAGCUAAUGCUAAGUCAGUGCCCCAGCCCUGAAAACCUUUGGGAAACACAGCAAAUAGGGCUCCCCCUCCUCACAGAAGCCAAUUUAACCAAUGGUCCUAACUGACUUCUGUCUGCAGAUGUGCUUCAGUUGAAUUUUCUAAGGGUUUACAAACUUUCACUUCAAGGUGAUGAUGCGAGCAGGUCAGCCCUUAACAGGCACCAAUGGGCGACGCUGUAAGGAAGACGAGAAGCUGAUCAAUGCCACCCUGAGGCCAGGCAAGCGCGGCUACAUCAUCGACACUCGCACCAUCAAUGUAGCUCAGCAGGCCAAAGCUCGAGGUGGAGGGUUUGAGACGGAGGGAAACUACCCACAGUGGAGGAGGAUCCACAAAGCAAUUGAAAGGUGAGGUCACUGAGGGUGCCCUAUAGGUUUCUUCAAGGCUCCUUUGCUGUAAAUAGUUUUUUUAAACCCAAUCUGUUAGUGGCUAACAAGCGAUGUUGUUUUUUCAAGGUAUAACAUCCUCCAGGAAAGCCUCAUCAAGCUUGUGGAGGCGUGUAACGACCAGUCGCACAGUAUGGACCGCUGGUUGAGUAAGCUGGAGGCUUCAAACUGGCAGACUCACGUCAAAGAGAUUCUCACCACCGCCUGUCUGGCUGCUCAGUGUAUCGACAGGUCAGGGAAACAACUGUGAUUGACUUGUUGAGCUCCUCAGAUGUAGAAAAAGUACUCCCCCUGGUGAUCACACAUGGAGAAUGUGUUUUGUUGUAUUUAAAGUCCCACUCAUAUAUAUAUAUAUUUUUUUUACCACUUAAAGUGUUUUCAGCAGUCUUUAAAUUGUGAUUAUGAAGUUUUCAGACAAAAUCACAUUACCUGUGUCAUUUUCAAGGGCUUUUCUUCUGCAAAGCUCCAGUGGCUCAUUAGCAAUUCGCCUCUGAGUCAUGGGUGUUAAUAUAAGUUCAUAUAAUAAUUAGCUUUCUUACAAGCAUUACAAUCCAAUAACGCACACACUUGUUCUGCGAUCGUCCUCUCUAUUUCUCAGAGUCUGGCCUGCAUAGCGGGGCUCCGGGGGCAGGGCUUGGAUUUGUCACGUAGAAAAUCCCACUUUAUCUGAACCUGCCGUUUGGGUCUGCCAGAGAUUCAGCGAUUUGAAUUCAUAAAUACUCACUUACGCACUUAUUUUUCUCAUGAUAUUUCCUCUAGCAUUAGAGAAAUGCCAUAUGAACAUGUAAAAAAAAAACAAGAAAAACAUGAUUUUCAUCAGAGUGGGUCACAAAUAUCUGGGUCAGGUUUGUCCCCACUGGGCUGUUUCUUUGACGUCAUGUAUGAUGUGUUUUGUGUGUUUACCCCAGAGAGGGAGCGUCGGUGCUGGUUCAUGGCACAGAGGGCACAGACGCCACCCUGCAGGUGACCUCCCUGGCUCAGAUUAUCCUGGAUCCAGCCUGCAGGACCAUCAGAGGCUUCCAAGGCCUGGUGGAGCGAGAGUGGCUCCAGGUUAGCCUCACAGCCCAAAUGUUUAGAAACCACGCUGUCAUGGAUUUCAUUUUUUUGAAGGCUUGAAAUGUCACAGUUCUCUGUUCAUAUAUAUUAUGAUAGUCUUUAAAAGCCGUGAUUGAUUGAAGUCACAGUUGAUGUGUUUUUAAUGGAUUUCUCUAGGCAGGUCACCCUUUCCAGCAGCGUUGUGCUACAUCUGCCUACUCCAACAACAAGCCUCGACAGGAGGCUCCGGUCUUCCUGCUCUUCUUGGACUGCGUGUGGCAGAUUCUCCGCCAGUUCCCCUGCUCCUUUGAAUUCAGCGAGAGCUUCCUAGUGCUUCUGUUCGAACACGCUUAUGCCUCUCAGUUCGGCACGUUCUUGGCCAACAGCACAGCAGAGAGGUAAUUCUGCUGAAGUCAAUCCACCAGUCUGUUCUGAUUGAUUCUUUUAGAUUUCAUUUAUCUAUAAAACACGGUAAAUCUGCUCUCAGAUUUAUUCUAACAGCUGUACAACUUUUCUAAAGCUGAAUUAGAGUGUAUUUCCGGCCCAUUUUGUGUCAGCUACAUAUGGAGUCUCGUCCUUCACAUUCUUAAUCACUGCCCACUAAGCAGCUUUACUAAAACAGUGGUGGAUUAGGUGACUUUCCCAAAGUCAGCCCUGAAGUUUUGUCUCCUUUUCACCAAAUAAACAGUCAUUUUCAGCUGUUAUUACACAGAUUAUACCACUGUUUUUACCAGUUAACCAAUCACCCUCUGACCUUUUCCACAGAACCAAACUGUCUCUGCCAGAGAAGACCGUGUCCCUCUGGUCUUGGGUGAAUCGGCCCCAAGAACUAGAGCGUCUGACUAACCCACUGUACGAGGCCAACAGUCUGGUGAUCUGGCCGUCUGUGGCCCCCCAGAGUCUGCUGCUGUGGGAAGGUAAGAAACAAACAAGAAAGCAGUGCACUGAUGGAUGACUCAGUUGGUUGAGCAGAAGUCUCAUGAACAGAGGGUCUAGUCCACUCUGUACUCAAAGGAUCAAUAACUGGUCCUGACAUGAUUUGAUGAAUAUCUUCCCUCUCUCUUCACACACUCCUAUCAUCUCUCAAGCUGUCGAAUGACAUUUAUAUACUAUGAAAUUUAAAGCCAAACGCCUGAUCUCAAACAAGCCUGCAGUGUCUGAAUUUGUAUUCGUUGGGUGCUGUAGGGGAAUCUGUUCACUGGAUAGCAGCACAUACCUAAAACUCCUAAGUUAAAAUCAGUGAUUUCAGCCUCAAACUGUUAAACAUAUUUAAGAGUCUAAAUUAGUAAUGGUAAUAAACUGAUGUUGAAUUUUUUCAGUCCUCGCAGCCAGCAGCUUCAGAGCAGGUUGCGAUGGUUGCGACGUGAUUCUUUGUUAUAUGUUAAAGUGCUUCUACUAACAGUGCCUUUUUUAGCCAUAAACAGGCUCAGAGUGUUAGAGGGCUUUCACACCUAUGUCAUUUGGUCCGGACUUUCGGACCAAGUCCGAACCAAAGUGAUAGGCGUGAAACCUCCCCAGGACCUUGGUCCAGACCAAACAGCCAGACCUUGGUUCGACCAAAAGGUGGUCUCAGUCCGGACCAAACUGAACUACAGUCUGGUUCAUGCCCAGUGUGAAAGCAUUAUUUUGAAAGGUUUGGACCUUCGUAUCAAAGACAGGAACUGACGCAAGGAGUAGAAGUAUCUGUUAUUAUGUUGAAUGGAGAUUGUCCAAGAACAGGAAAUUUUAUCAUAGUGUAGAUAAAGUUACACCUCCCUAAUUGACAGCUUGUCUUUUCAAGAAUUUUAUUACACAAACUUCUCUCAAAGGCAAGUGUUGCAAUGACUUGCAGAGUUGGAUACUUUCUUCUCCUUUCCUGUCAAUGUCGAUAACAUUGUUGCCUAAUGAUCAAAUUCAUGAGACUUCCUCAGACCAGCCCCAUUUACAGCUCUUCAAGUUGACGCUGUUGGAGGUAGAAAAUCAAAAAUAGUACGAUGGUGGGAAUGAUGAUUUCAUUUAUGUUUACAACAUUCAAGACCUGCGCUUUUCAACGUGUUGAUGUCAGAUGCCCACUGGCCAAAUGACCAAUUAAAGCAAACUACAGAGACAGGCCAAGCACGUAGUUGAUGAAGAUAUCACGUCGGUCCGUCAUGUAAAGUCUGUUAGUCAGUUUGCAAUAAUGACAGUGUGAAACCUAAACACACCAAACCAAAUGUUUCCAAUGUGACAAAAACAUGGACCUUGGUUCAGCCUUUCAGGUGUGAAAACACCCUAAAUCUGAUUAUCUGACAACAAUACAUAAAGACGCUUAAGUACACUGUUACCUUCCUGAAAUAACUCAACUCUCUGUUAGAAUUCAGCAUCAAACUUUCUCUGUAUGUAUCCUGCUUCAAUUGAAAACAGGGAUGUUUCUCUCAAGGAAAAGCUUUGUCCCUUUAAGGAAACUACUCUGCACUUGACGACCACAUUGCAACUAUGAACUUAGUUUUUUAGCUCCCUGCAGAAAAAAACUAAAAUCCUGUCUGUGAUCAAUUAAGUGGAGCUGUAGAUAAAAAUGGCAAGAAGGUUAUAAUUUUCAUAAACUGUUGCUCAGUGUUACAUCAGAGCAAAUUUGCAUGGACUGAUUAUCACUUUUAGGGACUCACUGUUGCUUUUGUCAACUUUGCAUGCAAGAUUGUCCUAAUUCAAAGGAAUGAGUCAAUCACUAUUUCUCUGAGCAAACACAGAAAAUGUAAUUUGUUUUAAAAAUGUAAAGCUGUGUUUAAGAAGCUUUAGGAUCAGUCUGGAUGUUCUCGUACAUGACAUGUAAGGCUGCCUGAGCUAGAUCUGGAGAUUAUGCUUCGACCUGAGGCAAGUCCUGAACCAGUUUGAGUUACUAGGGUGACAGUUAUGAGCCAUUGUCUGGGAAAAAGGUUGUGACAGACACAAGUAUGCAUCUGUUACGUGAUCAGGGCUCAUAUUUUGAUUUAGAGUGGCACUUUGUAUUCUCACCAGAAGAGGGCGCCUUUGAUUGCACCACUAGCUACUGUUUUGAACUGAGCGACCCUCUGAGCCUAUAGAUAAUACUACACUCUGCUUACACAUUUGAUUUAGAGGGAAAUCAGCCGUAUUGACUGAUGCCAUUUAGGACACAGUCAUCAGUAUAUCAUGAAUCCCUUUUUGCAGAAACAUGACCGAAUACGACAACCACAAGACAAGCCCCCUUCACAAAAAACAAACAAACAAACAAAAAAAAGAUUAAAAAAUCCUUAUCAGAAAUGUUUAGUGUGAAUAAAUGUACGGUGUUCCUACCUCUCAAAAGAACCACCUUUGGACCAGGACCGCAGGACCUGGACUCUGUUUGUAGCCAUUCAGCUCAUGUACCUGCUGCAGCACUUUCACAUUUUUCGCAUUCCUUCUGGAGCUUCUUCGGGAUGUGUUUGGCUGACGACUAUUCCCUAUAAUAGCUUGCACAGAAAGUUCUGCGUGCUGUCUGAAACAUGAGCCUCAUGAGUCUGUGAUGGUUUACUACAAGUUAUCAGCUGAUAUACAGUGCCCAUGCAAGCUAAUUUUAGCUUUGGGUUGCACAUAAUUCUUGUCUUGAGCAAGGUGCUUGUAUACUUUACUGAUGAAAAUCAGUUAGAGGGACUGAAUUACUUGAUAACUAACUACUAACUGUGACAAAUAAGUAAAACCCCAUCACCUUCACUUAGUCAUCUCUACCUCUAUUUACAGGCAAGAAAGAAGCAGAGAUAACACAAAAAUGGUCCUCUGUUACUGAUAAGAUAUUCCUUUAAUAGUCCAACGGGGGAAAAACUUGAAUACAAAAAUUAUAGCAGCAUGAGUACAGAUACAAAAUCAUUAAAGGGUAAAGAAACUUAGAAUUAAAAGAAGAUAUGUACAUGAGUCUUAUUUACAUCUGUCCAGAAUAUAAAUAUAAUAUGAUUUAUUGCACACUGAGGUUUCUGUUGUGGAGUCUGUUUGAUCUGUUUGGAUCAACACAAGAUACUUGAUCUUGGAUGAUAAAGAUGAGCAUUCAGUGAAGAAAGUCACUCCAUUACACAUUUGUUCUUCUUAGAAGUUCUCUGGCCAAUCACAAGGUCCCUACUGUCCCUCUUAGCCCAGGCAUGAAGAUAGACGAGGAUAGGUGGGCAAUUAGAGCUAGUGCAGCCGUGCUAAUCAUGCAGGAACCUCCUUUUGCAAAAUCUGUGUAGGCGAAGUGAAUGUAUACUGCUCUCUGCUCGCUGCUGCAUCCCUCAGCAACUGUGUGAGUAUGGGAUUUAAUCAGGCUGCAGCCAAGAUACGCAGUUGUGAAGCAGUUUCUGUGGAUAAAAGUCGGAUAGGAUAAACCUUCAUUAAUCCCACUGCAAAGAAUAAGCAGAGAAGAGCACAGACAGACAGACAGACAUAGGCUGCACAUGAAUCAACAGACAACUGAACAGUUAAAUUACUAAAUACUAUUUGAAUUUCAUUGAACCUUAUGUUCAUAAUUAAAAUGGAGGAGUUUCUGGUGAUCCAUAAACAUGAAAUCUGCCUUUUUCUAGAAUAAAGACUAAUUUUUCCAUGCGGCACCAUCAUAAAGGUGUGCAUUAGCUGUGGAUGAAAAUGUAUGAGCCACAGAUCUUCAUUUUAUGACAACUUUUCGUAGUUUAAAGUCCCACUCCAACGUUUUUUUUUUUUUUUUAACAACUCAAAGUGUUCUCAGUUGUCAUUAAAUUGUGAUUAUGAAGUUUUUUUAGACAAAAUCAUUUUCAAGGGCUUUUCUUCUGCAGAGCUGCAGUAGCUCAUUAGCAGUUCGCCUCUGAGUCAUGGGUAGAGACAGCGCUGCUCUGCACACUCUCCUCUUCACACUAGCUUCGGACACUAAUGUCUUUAGGGGCAUGAUGAAAGUUGAUAUCAUAAUUAGCUUUCUUACAAGCAUUGAAAUCCGCUAACGCACAUGCUUGUUUUGCGAUUGUCCUCUCUACUUCUCCGAGUCUGGCCUGCAUAGUGGGGCUCCGGGGUCGGAGCUUGCAGUCGUAACGUAGGAAAUCUCACUUCACCUGAGCCUGCCAUUUGGGUCUGCAAGAGAUUAACAGCGGUUUGAAUGCAGAAAUGCGAUUUCGCACAUAGUUUUCUUAUGAUAUGUCCUGUAGCAUCAGAAAAAUGCCAUAUGAACAUGAAGACAACAUAAAAAACAUGAUUUUCAUUGGAGUGGGUCUUGAAGACAAUUUUUCACGCAAAGGGAUGAAGUGAAUGUGCACACAGUUAAACCUAAUAGUCCUCGAGGAGCAGUGAAGUAUUCACACUCAGGCAUUCACCAAAAAUCCUUUGACUUUGUAGGUCAUAAAAGGACAUUGGAAUAAGCUUGAGGCUAUAUGAAAAUAACUUUCAAACUCCUCUCAUUACCUUUAAAUAACUACUGGGAGUGGCUUUGGUUGAAAUGCCUGACUACAAAAAGGAGGAAGAGCUCAUAGUAGCACCUUAAAAAUCUUCACAGAGUCAAAAACUCUAAAUCAGUUUUGUUAGCUUUGAGUUUUUUAAUGGAGAAAUUGUGUCUCAGCAUCACCUAAUCAAGGAAAGUGUGGUUCUCUGAAGUAGUUUUGGGGGGAGUGACUCCUAGAAAGGAAAAAAGAUGAAGAAAUAGAAGAAAGAAAAAGAAGAAAAAAGAAGAAGAAGGCAAUGAAAUAGAAGAAAAAGAAGAAGAAGAAAAAGAGGAAAGAAGAAGAAGAGCUUUCUUGAUUCAGUUGGGGUCUUAUGCUUGAACUUGCCGGGUCAAGUCAGCUCAAAACAUGCAGAUGCUACAUCAAAAAUAGGUGGGGGGAUGGGGUCUAGACAAAUGAAGGGUCAUUAGGUUCAACCAGUCCUCUAUGAGGGGCCCCCCUCCUGCCUAAAGCCCCCUAGCCCCACCCUCUCCCUAUAGGAACUUGAAGCUAUGUGAACAACUGGAGCACGUGAAAGCUGCAGACAUGCCGCUUAUGCAACCCUUUCACACAGUGACACACACACCACAGCCCACUUUUCAGACCCCAUGGAGGUCCAGAUCUAAAGAUUUGAGUGUUGACAGUAACAAGGACUGACCAUGUGAAUGCAGUCUUUUGUAGAACAGCAACCACACACUCCUCAAGUCUCAGCUCUGAGUGUGGCAAAACUUGCUGAGUCAUGUGGAAUGAAGUCGGAUGAGUUUUCAGGGCGGUAUCUCGAGGCUUUGAUGCUGUUGUUUUUGGGAAUCUUUCCGGGAGUUUAUUUAUUGUGUAAUUCAAACAAAAACCUCCCAGUAAAGUCAAUAUGAUGGGGAAACACUUGACUGUCCCAGAGUUUUAAAAAAUCAUGCAUAAUCUGUUUUCUAUAAACUUCUAAUCUAAAGACCAAGAUGCUUUUAGUGCUGCAAUCUGUCUAAUUGUCUAACCAGAGAGAAAAACAAUAUAAGCACGAUAAAGCUAAGAAAAGGACAGCAUAAUUAUGAUCCGCAAUAACAUUGUAUAAUCCCUUUACAAUAACAAAGCACUCCCUGAUCCUGAUACCUGUUCUAAUCCAAACAGUGAGCUCCUCCUGGUGUCAUUGAGAUGUUUGUCAUUCCAGUCAUGCAGCACAUCUCUGUGGUCACAGUUGUAUUUCCAGUGUGUCAGUCUCACAAGGUCCCCUUAAUUGAAAGUCUAGUCACCUUCAGUAGAGCAGGUAAGAUAGUUUUCACUUUCAGUGCACACAAAAACUGUUUGAUGUCUAUCAGCAUUACAUUGCAUCACAUUACAUGGACUGGAUAUUUUUAGUGCUCAUCCAAAAAAAUAUAUAUCAGGUUUGAACAUUUCUUAAUUUUUUUAAGAAAAUUGUGAUUUAUUAGACAAUUGUUGUUGAAGCCCUUUAUAAAAUGUUCAUUUUUCCAUGCAGGUCCCUAAACACUACAUAUAUACUGUUAAAAUGUUAGCCUGAAGCCACUUCAAUGUAGGUGACCAUCAUGGUUCCUGAAUGACUUUGAUAAGUUUCCAUUUAAAAAUAGCCGCCCUGAGGUUGACAUCGUAUUUGCUCGAGUGUAGAGAUGCACGUAUGUUUCUGUCUGUGAACAGACAUCAGCCUGUAUGUACACAAUGCACAAUGUACCAUCCACCAGAGGUGUUGCAUCAGUUUUAUGCUGUUAAGUAAGUGUACCUGUUGAUUCAGAGGAGAGUGUUUUAACUGGGAAGGAGAGGUCUGCGGUACGAUAAACUCAAUUUGUUUUCAUGGUGUAAUGAGUGCGGUAUCUGUGUAUAUAAAAGCUGUUUGCCUGAAAUAUUUGACAGACGUAAAAAAUUCUUCACAGACUGAGACCUUUUAAUUCUAUUAAACCUGCCACAUUUGUUUACAUCGAAUUACCCCCAAAUUAUUGACAUACCCUUCAGACUUGGCUUCAGUUUUGCAGUUCCAUAUUACAGUUAGCAUGCCAACAUGUCUAUUUCCUUACUGUGUAUUUGUGUCCAUUCACAGAGAGUGUCAUAAAAAGACUGAUUUAUGUCAGAAGCAACAGUAAACUGUAUUACUCUCAGGGCGCAGAUAUGCUAGUGGUCUAUGCGCUCCACAAAAGCAGGUGGCCCUCUUUCCUUCAUGUCCUUCCCUGCUCUCUCUGAUGUUUCCUUCUCUAUCUACUGUCUUCUCUCUGCCAGUAGGCAUAAAAAAUACAUGAAUGAACAAAAUAACUGUAUUACCCCUAUCAUCAUAACAAAAUAUAGGCAAACCCCAUCUAGGAGGGCAAAUGAGAGUUGCACAAUCUUUUAUGUUAAUAUCUAACUCAGAGAACUCUUUCUCUUUAUUACAGGAGUGUUUCUUCGCUGGAACCGCUCCUCCAAGUGUCUGGAUGAGGCUUAUGAGGAAAUGGUUCACAUAAUUGAGUACAACAAGGAGCUGCAGAGCAAAGUGAACAGCCUGCGCAGGCAGCUGGCCGAACUGGAAACUGAAGAUCCUCUGCUACAGACACCAUAGAGAUAAGGAGUGUGUGUGUGUGUGUGUGAGAGAGAGAGAGAGAAGGAGGAAGCUGUGAGAGGAAAAGAGCAGGAAGAAAGAGGUCGAAAAUGUGAGAUUAGGACAACAGAUUCUGAUUGGGUUUAAAUUUGUUAAGACUGACGGUCCAAAGAGUUGAUUUUCAUUAAUGUCGAUCAUUUUUUUGAAUUUGAGUUUCCUGCACUGACAGAAGAAGGAAUGGUAUGACUCUAGGCCCAGUUUAACUGAAAAUCACUUUCACAGCUUUCACUGAGACAGAGAAUCUACACACAGAUGAUACACAGUAACAAAAACAGUUGUUAGUUGCACCCUGCUCCAAUAUUUGUAUGGCAAGCUGGCCUGUGUUUACCAAAAAUUUGGGACUCUGGCUCUUGUUUGCAUGAUGGAGAACUGAGAAGUUGCGAUUGAGCCAGUUUCUCCAAACCAACUUUAAAAACGUCCUCUAUCCGUUAAUCUUUCCAGUGAGAAUGCUGCUACUUUAGAUCGUCAUCUACCACAGGGUACCACACAGCUUCCUCAUACAUCCUGCUGAAUAUUUAGAUCUAAUUUAUGCCGCUGAAGCACUGCAGAGUAACUAUGGCAACAUAUAGGGUGCUAUAAGGCAGCAUGUGACUCUCCUGCACGUUGAGAUGACAUAAUAAGCGUAGGUAGGGUCAGCACCUGCUGUACUGUACUGAAAGAGGGGCGGAUUUUCUGACCAAAAUAUCCUGAUUCUUAUAUGUUUACCAGAUUACUACUUUACAUUCCAGAGGCAUUAAGAGAGACUGAUGCAACAUAACCCUAUACAAACAUAAUCUUAGUGAGAGCCUGCCUUUUAGUCCUGGUCAGUCUCUUUAUGCAAAACGUAGAGGUGUCUGAGUGUUUGAUGCAGAAAAUGAAGUUACUGAGUGUAGCUGAGGUGUUGGUCAUGUGAUCUUAUCAAGUUUAGCGGAGCUGAUCACAGAAAAAGUUAGCUUAAACAUGUUCUAUGUCAAGUAUGUUGCUUUAGAGGCCAUUUCAAUGUGACCUUUUUUUAAAGUUGUUUAAUUGUUUUCCUUAAGAUCAUAAUCAAACUAAAUGCAUAUCUGCUGUUAAUGUACUUUAAGGGAUAUUCAAGCUUAAAAUUAAGUUAGGGUCAAACACAAUAUAACACCGAGUUAGACACCGCCUCAAGAGAUGAAUGUUGCCGACUGCUUGCUUCUCUAGUUUUACCAACUUCAGCAACAACCGCACUAUAGCAAUACACAGCAGUCUAUGUCUCUACACGCAAACCUCAACCAAAAAGCCACUCUAUAGCCACAAAUAAUGCUCAGAACAGCACCUAACUUCAUCAACAGUACAUAUAGGGUCCCAGCAAGAGUACUAGACACCAAACAUCUUUUUAGCUUUGCCUGGUUUCUUUAGUGAAGAGACUAAACACAACUCACCCACUCUCCUCCAGCAGCCGCUUGAUUGUGAAGGAGCCCUCACGAGUCGAUCACCAAGUGCAGUGGAGUUUCGCAGCUCAAGGAAGAACAUUUAUGAUUAUUACUUUAUGGAAAUGCAAUCAGACCGAGACACUAAGGCAGAAGAACUACCGCGUCUGCAGUGCAAAAUGAUUAUUAUGAUGGUUAGUACUUCAUGGAAAUGAUCUGCUGCACUCUGUCUGUUAGAGUGGCUUUUUGGCUUAGGUUUGCACAUGGAGACGUAGACCGCUGUGUAUUGCUAUCGUGUGGUCGUUGCUGAAGUUGGUAUAACUACAGAAACAAGCAGUCGGCAACAUUCAACUCUCGAGGGGGUGUCUAACCUCAGUGUUACGGUGCGUUUGACCAUAACUCAAAUUUAUGCCGGAAUAUUCCUUGAAGCACCCAAAUCAAAUGCACCUUGUUGUAAAGGAGUAAACUAUGACAUAAACAUACUCAGGCAUGCAGCUGUAACUCUUUUUUGGCGCGUCAGUGUCAUCGUUGAUAGUCACCAGGUGCUACCGUUGGGACAAAAAAGUCCAAAUGAUAUCAGUGCGUCGCCAAUGUUUCUCAUCAACCCCAGGGUUUAAGUCCAAACAUUUGACAUCCCCUGGUAACUAUGGGAACGUUACACUGCUCAAAAGCUUUAUACAGCACUUUAAAUAGAUCAUGACCCACCAUAGGUGAAGCGUAAGAUAGCUUGAGAGUGUUUGCCCGACAAAACUGCAUUAUUUUUGUGUCAUACAUUUUAUAGGCUUUUGCUUGGAGAGUAAUCACACUAAACUAAACUGAUUCCAGCCACUACAUUUAACUGCGUUAGUAAGGGAUAACUGCUUCUCGCUGCACUAUACUGUACAUGUCUUCUGUAUUUUGCCAAAUGGACAAGCCGUCUACCUUUAUUUGUGCAUGAGUGGAGUUAUAAGUUCAAUCAAGGUGAUGGUGUGAGUACCAGCUGUACACAUUUCUUAUGUUUGCAUUAAAUUGUUCUUAAAUGAUUGUUGCUUUGUCCAAGUUAAAAAAAAAUUAUCAGCUUUGUGCAAUGCCUUACUGCAAAAGAAGUCAACAGUUCUAUGUCACUGCUGUUAAGAUAUCUGUAAUAUUAUAUUAUUGUUGGGGAAAAAACAAGAUUUUUUUUUUAUGAUUCAAGCCAUUAAAGAUUAUUGCACAAAAGAUUUUCUAUUUUGUGAUUAUUCAUCAAGUUUUCUUCUCACAGUUUGGUGAUACUUUGAAUUUCCACUUUAUUUUUCUCAAUGCAGCAUUUCCUAAAUAUCACAGCAACACAAUAACAACAAAAAUCAGAAAACGGGUCAAACAUGAACUUCAGAUUCAUAACCCAGGCACUUCUCCAUAUUCAGUUUAAUCCAUAAUGUGCAGCUGGUGUGCAGUUGUGUUGUUUUUUUUAUAACUGAUAUAUAGUUGGAACCAGUCUGCAGUGAUUUUUGAUAGUUGUGAGGAAUGCACCCACUGUCUGCAACCCAGUUCACUUUGAGUCAAAACACCUACCUCCCCAGGUCUUAUCUCAUCUUUGAAGAGUCUUUUUAAUCAAACCAGCACAGGACAAGGUUUAUUUAUUUUAUUUAGUAGCAUUAAUAUGCGCCUGAUACUCCAAAUUUGAUGUUAAUUUGAUACUUUGAUUUUAAAUCAGUCAGAUAACUUUGUCACAAAACUCAAAUCACUCCCUGAGAAUGAUAAUUUAACCUUUCAGUCCUCUCCAGAUCUAGUAUUGUUUCGUUUUUUAGCCGUUUUUUUCUGGUAUUUCAAAUUUACCACCACAAUUUGCUCAGCACAGCACAUUACUAGAAAAAUUUGCAUUGCUGGCCCUUCAUAUAUGUUUCAAAGUUUUUAUUUGCACAUUUUCAUGUGGUAGAUUUUCCUGACUUUUAGUUUGGUGCAUGUUUGGGAAAAAGUAUGGGUGCCUUGCAUCUCAUGGGCCAAGUUUACCAAAAUGUUCUCAUGGACAAUUUUUUUAAAAAUGUUGAAAUGCUUCUUUAAUAGCCAGCCCCUCUCGGUCCAAGAAUUAGGUCAAGACUUUUUUCAGCUGCGCCUGUUUGAAGGGCAGACGAGUGACUUCGUAAAGUCACAUUUAAAUGCCUGAGUCUCUGUGCCUGCCUGUGACAAAGCUCCAUGUUUACAUUACAGUAGCAGGUGACUUUGAGUUUCAGGCUCAUACACUGUCCCAGUAUGGCUCGUCGAGGAUUGGUAAACAGCCACCUCACAAAACAUGCUGCUGUCACUGUGACGGCAGGAUCAUCUGAUGGGGUGACUGGAGCAUAAAUAGCCAGGGGUCAGCUGUCUCAUGGGGGUAUGUGUUGGCAGCCUGUGUUUUCAGAGUGACUAUCCAGCCAUCGGUCUUGUCUUCAUAUUAAUGUGACCUUGGAUCUGUCAGCAUCCUGAUUACAUGCCUUGGAGCUUUACCAAACACACCCCUCUUAGAACAAUGUAGGACUGCAAGUCUUUCCAGUCAGGCGUCUAGCAGGAGCGAUUUGAUUUUUCCUCAGUUUAUCCUCAAUUUACCGGUAAUCCUCAGUCAAUGAAAUCCGGGAAAGUGUGCAAUCUGGGUUUUCUUUAUCAUAUCCUGGUUUAGUUUUUGGCAGAACUGUGUCAGUUUAUACAUUAACUUGUUUUUGACCAAGUCAUUUCCUC